GCCAGCAGCAGCUUCUCGGGAUGCGUUCGCUCCGUCAGUCUGAACGGCGCCAUGUUGGAUCUGUCCUCUCCAGCUUCACAGCAUGAUGUCACUUCCUGUUUCACCAACGACCAGACAGGAAGUUACUUUAACGGCAGUGGAUACGCCGCCCUGAUGCGUGAUGGUUAUAAGGUGGGCUCUGAUGUGUCCGUGGCCUUCGAGUUUCGAACGAGCCAAUCAGAAGCCGUGUUGCUGGGGAUCAGCAGCGCCAAGGUGGACGCCAUCGGGCUGGAGCUGAUCCACGGACAGGUGGUGUUUAACGUGAACAACGGGGCGGGGCGAGUGUCGGUGCGUUCGAUUGGUCCCCUGCUGUGUGACGGGCUCUGGCACCACCUGGUGGCGAAGAAGACCAAACACAGCCUGAGUCUGAGCGUUGAUGGGAGGAGCUACUCCACCCCCAACCCUUACCCACAAUCCACCUCUGCUGAGACCAACAACCCCGUCUACCUGGGCGGAUUCCCAGUGGGUGUGAAGCAGAACUGCCUGUCUGUCAGCUCCAGGUUCUCAGGCUGUCUGAGGAAGCUUCAUCUCAUUAAGUCUCACCUGAAUGACGCUCUGGAGUUAAGCUCCGCCCACUUCCUGUUGGGCGUGACUCCUAACUCCUGUCCUGUUGCUAAGCAACACGUAGCUCAGCUCUGAUUGGCGGGCGGACACAACAGUUUUGUUUAAUGAAUCGGCCUUUCCUAAUUCCCGCCCCUUUCCACUCUUUUGUCCAAUCAAAAGCUUCCUUUUUACUUGUACUUCCUACCUUGUGCUACGUCUGGUUGGAGCCGGCUAGCAUAAAGCUAACGCUACAUGAAGAAGAGUUAGCACGAUUAACGUCUUUAUUAUUGUGGGAAAGUUUGAGAUCUGAAAACAUGAAUCUGUACUUCUGUAAUAAACGACGUUUAGAUGAAGGCUGUUACAUGAUGCUGUCCUCCCUCCCUCUGUAACUCUGUUUCUUCAUCAAUCAAUAAAAUACAUUCAGACA
Trematomus bernacchii (emerald rockcod) is the source of this 1009-nucleotide messenger RNA. RefSeq names its product laminin subunit alpha-1-like. The record is from RefSeq and is a predicted model, not a curated record. Lineage: Eukaryota; Metazoa; Chordata; Actinopteri; Perciformes; Nototheniidae.